Xyrauchen texanus (razorback sucker) is the source of this 2941-nucleotide messenger RNA. RefSeq names its product TBC1 domain family, member 15 (gene tbc1d15). Gene Ontology annotation, molecular function: GTPase activator activity. Gene Ontology annotation, biological process: activation of GTPase activity. NCBI's taxonomy places the organism in Eukaryota, Metazoa, Chordata, Actinopteri, Cypriniformes, Catostomidae. The record is from RefSeq and is a predicted model, not a curated record. Bases 50 to 2044 code for a protein of 664 amino acids. The transcript has 17 exons.
CUGACAGGCACGUGAGCGAUGCUGCUACGUCGUCUAGUUAGCAGUCGACAUGGCGGCCACAACUUCUCCCAAGGUGGUGUUUGAACAUGAGGGAGUCUUCAUUCACUCAUCUCAAGCUGAAUCUGAGGAUCAGGAUUUAAUAUCAGGGUUCCUCCAGAUUAUUGAUAAAAAUGGUGAAACCCUUGUGGAAUAUAAACCUUUGGAGGAUGCAGAUCCCUUGAACAUGCUGUGUGCCUGCAAGGACUCCAGCUCAGUGGUGGAAUGGACUCAGAGUUCAGAAGACAAUCCUCAUCGUCCUGUUGACCAUCAGGUCAGCUAUGAAACUGAAUGGGACAUGAUCAAUGCCGUGUCAUUUAAGAGGAAAGCCCACACCCAUGGAGAAGGAGGAUCAAACCACAUAAAUGACCGGACCAAGUGGGCCUUCUCCUUUAAUGUGUAUGACCUCAGGUCUAUCACAGUCAAAUCUGAGGGCUGGUCAUACCUCAUUUUCCGCUUGAAGGAUUGCACAGCACUACCAACCAUUCAUUUCCACCAGGGAGGAAGCACAGCAUUCCUGGAUAGCCUGAGGAAAUCAGUUCAGAUCAGCGAGAGUCCGGAUGAUGAAAAUAUCCUGAUCGUUAGCACCUAUAGCAAAGCUUUCUCGCAGUCCUUUGAAAAUCUUCUGGAUGAUACACACUAUGGAUUUGUACAGAAAUUCAAGAAAGAUCCCUACACUACGACACUGGGUGGCUUUUCCAAAGUCACUAACUACAUUUUUGAUGCGUUUCGGGGGCCUGAGUUAGAGUGUCACCAGCGGCCAGAGGAGGAGGUGGCAGACCUGUUGGGAGAACUUAUUCCCGGACUAGAGAUAAACCAACAGGAAGAGCCAGGAUUUGAAGUCAUCACAAGACUUGAUCUGGGACCUAGGCCAAUGGUGCAAAGGAAUGAGCCAGUUACAAUGGAAGAAUGGACAAAGUACCAGGACUCUGAGGGAAGAAUAAACAACAUACCUCACUUAAAGAAUCUUAUAUUUAAAGGGGGUCUUUGCCAUGCUGUGAGGAAAGAGGCCUGGAAGUUUUUGUUGGGUUAUUUUCCAUGGAACAGCACCCACGAAGAAAGGAAACUCCUCCAAAAGAGAAAAACGGAUGAAUACUUCAGAAUGAAGCUUCAGUGGAAGUCCAUCAGUGAGGAGCAGGAGAGGAGGAACUCUAGGUUACGAGAUUACAGAAGUCUCAUUGAAAAAGACGUCAACCGAACCGACCGAAAUAACAAGUUUUAUGAAGGACUGGACAACCCUGGUUUGAUAUUACUACACGACAUUCUGAUGACAUACUGCAUGUAUGACUUUGAUUUAGGGUAUGUACAGGGCAUGAGUGAUCUGCUGUCUCCAAUUCUCUUUGUCAUGGAGAAUGAAGUUGAUGCCUUCUGGUGCUUUAUUUUCUUCAUGGAUGAGAUGCACGAAAACUUUGAGGAGCAGAUGCAGGGGAUGAAGACCCAACUGAUCCAGCUCAGCACUUUGCUACGGCUGCUAGACCUGGCUUUCUGGAACUACCUAGAGGCACAGGAUUCUGGUUACUUAUAUUUCUGUUUUCGGUGGUUAUUGAUCCGAUUCAAGAGAGAACUACAUUUUCAAGAUGUCCUUCGCCUUUGGGAGGUCAUGUGGACUGGACUGCCUUGCCAAAACUUUCACCUUCUGGUGUGCUGUGCCAUUUUAGACUCAGAGAAGCAAAAAAUUAUGGACAGAAAAUAUGGAUUCAAUGAAAUCCUAAAGCACAUAAAUGAACUUUCCAUGAAACUAGACAUUGAAGAAAUUCUUUGCAAAUCUGAGUCCAUCUGUAUACAGAUAAAGAAUUGUAAGGACUUGCCUCAUUCAGUGAGUGAGAUACUGGGACUCAGCACAGUCCCUGAAACCUCUGGACCAUUAGAAACCAGUGAAUAUGGAAUACUUGAGUCACCUCAAACCUCACCACGAUCCACACACAGACAAGAUCAAGUCAUCUUCAAUGGCCACAGUCACUUAAAAGAAACAACACACAAUGGCAGCAAAGAAGCCUUUAAUUCCUAGUGUACAGCACCACAUGAUGUAUAGUACAGAUGUUUUUAAUCCCUGUAUCCCAGCAGGAUAAACGGUAUUGGAUAUCAUUGUAGAUAUCUGCUACCAAAUGGCAUAUUGUAAAAUAUCUCAGAGAAAAUAUAUGAAUGUAAUACUAGGAUCUAAAGCAUUAUUUUUGUAAUUUCUUGUACCAUAUUUUCUUUCACUGAAAUAAUAAUUUUUCUCAAGGUAUAUAGAUUUCAUAAUGUUACAGAUGUGGGGCUUCCUUUGUUUAAAAUUAAAAUAUUUUCUUAUCAGUUCUCUUUAAUCAUCCACAGAUUCAAAUUAAAACCUGUCCUCUUAUUAGCCUGUGGGUUAUAAUUCAGAAUAUAAUUUGUUUGUAACUGGUAAAACUGAACUGAGAUCAACUAUAGAGUUAGUCGUUAUUUUUAUUUUUUUUUUUAAGAAAAAGGAAAUUUAGUGGUGGUGGAACUGAAUUUAUAUUUUACAAUGAAACUUAAUCCAAAAUGUGUCAUGCUUGUCCUUAAUGCUUGCUGUUUUCCUUGUCAGUUGAAGUGAGACAUUCUGUACCUUAUAUUUUUACAUAGCUAAUGUGUUACACAAUUGAAAAUUACCCAUAGAUAAAUUAUAAAAUUUAGUUUUACUUUAAAUUUGUAGAGCCACAAAUAUCAAACAUUUGUGUUUUGGUGUUAAAGUGAGAGAAAGAUUUGUGGACCCCUAUAUACAUAAACUUAAGUCAAUCGUUCCAACUGGCCUGUAAAUUUGGCCUCGGAAAUGGCUCAGAUUAUUUGUAGCCAGUAGUAUUCGCUCAGUCUGCCUACAUAGCAGAUGAGAUGGGGAGACUGAAAUGUAAUUUAUCCAUUCGUAACAACUGCUCAUAACAAAGCCCCCUCAGAAUCAACUUUAAUU